Messenger RNA from Linum trigynum, 5433 nucleotides. The record is from the annotation of a GenBank genome assembly. NCBI's taxonomy places the organism in Eukaryota, Viridiplantae, Streptophyta, Magnoliopsida, Malpighiales, Linaceae.
AAAGAACGAAACAAAAAAAAAAAAAAAAAAAAUCCACCAAACCCACUAGGUACUUCCAAAAAUAAAGAACCACCUGCCACAUAACCAACCAUAUUAAACAUGGACCAUAUAAACCCUCAUCAAUUUCCACAUUUUUAAAAUAAUAAAAAACCCCACAAAACGAGAAUAAAACAAACAUAAAAACUCGUGGCACAAAAUCAGACACACGAAGAAACCAAACACAAACCAUGUCACCACCACCACAUCUCUUCUCCACCGCCGCUCUCCUUGCGGUCCUCUUCCUCUUGGCGGCGGAGGCUACGGUGGCGCGCAGCAAUUUCGAGGCCUCGUGGCAGCCGUUCAGGAACUUGAAGGCGAGGAAGGUGACGGCGGUAGCCCAGUUCUCGGUGAAGGAGUACAACAAGGCUUAUCCGGAUCGCCCGCCGCUGAGCCUGGUGAGCGUCGACAAAGGCGAGUUUCUCAAGGCCGUCGGCGCCAACUACCACCUCUACAUCACCGCCGCCGCCGGCCGUCUCGGCCGUGGGAAGUACCAGACGUUUGUGUUCGAGUAUCGGACGGGGAAGUGGGAAUUGACGUCGUUUGUGCGAAUGGAUCGAGGCUAGCUGUAGCGACGAAGGAUCUGGUGGCAAUAGAGUUAUUAAUAUUUUUCUUAUUUUUUUUAUUUGUACGUUACAAUAAUUGAUGCCUUUAUAAUGUGCUAAAGUGUGGCCCAGUGGAAUGUUGUAUUAUAUAUGAUAGUGGUGAUGCAUAUGAAUAUAUUGUUGUUGUUGUUGUUAUAUAUGUGUAUUUUAAAUUACUUCAAAAUUGUAGAUUUGAGGAUUAAUAUCUAAUUACGUAAGCAGAAGUGUUUUGAAAGUAAAUAUUAUUGUCGGCUUUUGUUGCUCGUCAUAAAGUUAUUUUAUUGAUAGUUGAGUACACCACCGAUUAUUUCUCUUUCGGUACCUAUAUGGAAAGUGAUUUGGAUUCCUCUUUAUGACCGACGAUUAAGAAGAAGAAGAAACGAUUAUCUAGGGAAUGAUCGACUUAUACUUGCUAUCAUCCGAAAUUACUUCUGGCUUUUUGUGAUACUUGAUCUUCUGAUCUUCACACUGGAGAUCGCAGUAUUGAUCGCACAGCUUUACAUCGCCCAGACUGCAAGAAAGAUCGCACUUCUUGAAACACGACGCGUAGUCCGCCAACUCCACUGCUUGAUUGUUUGGAGUCGAACUCAAAAUCACUAGCAUUAACAUGACUCCAAUCAUCACCAUCUUCAUUCUCGAUUUCACCAACAAAUUAUGAUUUGAUUCUUGAAGGUGUUGUAUGUGUAUAUGUUCUCCAUAGCUCUUUCCCUCCUUUUUAUAAUAAGUUAAUACAACGUGGGAGAAUCUGUAAUGUACGCUGGCGUGCAUAGAGCAUAUAACAACUUUGAGAUUGAGUAUUAAAUUUGUAAUCAAUACAUGAGAGUUUUCAUUUCAACUCUUUUCUUAUGUAGUCACUCUUUGGGAUACUCUUUUCAGUCAAACUUAUUGUAUUUUUCCUCUUUUGUUUUUUCUUCCCAUUUUUAAGAUCUGGCCGGUUUUUUUAUAAAGUUGGUUGAAUGUUUAUAUAGGCACAGAGUUUCAUUUUGCAACCUAACUAAAAUUGUAUAUUAAUUACAAACGUACAAAUGAAAAGUAUAAACAAUAUCCGCAUUAAUUAUUAAUUAAAUGUUUCAACCCUUCAAGUCAAAACUGUUCACAUUAUUUCCUUACAAAUAAUGGGAAAGAGAUUUUCUCAACCUCCUAUAUAUGAGAAGGGAAGAGCUCUAUAUAUGCAGCCAUACAUCACACUCUGGUGAAAGAAGAGAAAUCAAGAUUGGUAGAGGGUUUUUGUUGAAGAAAAAUGAAGAUGAUGAUUGGAGUGGUGAUUGUAAUGCUAGUAAUUUCGAGCUCGAUGAAUCAACGAGUUUCAGGAGGUUAUGCGUGUUGUUUAAAGGCUUGCAUGAAAGACAUCUGCAAACAUACUUAUCCUAUUUGUCUUGCUAGGUGCUCUACACUGUGUCAUCAUAGUGGUCCUUCGAAUUGCGAGCAACAACGGGAAGAAAAAGUUCGAGCAAUUCAUACCGAUUUUAAGCCUGAUCCAUAGUUUCUCGUCUUCAUGUUUCUGACGGAAACCAAGCUUUCGAUAUUGCGUCCUUUCAAUCAAUAAGUUAAUACUAGUUUCCAAGAUCAAGCAUAUUUCUUUUGUUAUUGUUUGUUAAACUGGAAGGCAACUUUUCGAGAUCAAGUAUACAUUCAAAGUAACACAAUUUUUAAGUUAAUGUAUCUUAUGACGGUGUGUGUCUUUUUAAAUUGGUAGUAUUUUUUUAUGACACGUUUUAUCUUAUUAUGGUUCAAUUGUACAUUCCCUUUGGUACCCUUUAGAGAUAACUACCAUAAAGUCAUAAACACAUAAAAGACACAUCAUUUAAUAGAGGGAUCCGCGACAAUAAAUUUUUAGGAUUUUGCCAAACAGAAAAGAAGCAAAGAAUAUCCAACAUAACUAUCGAAUCUUUUUAUAUGGAAAUUGCUCAUUCUAUUUCCUUGUAAAUAGAAGAAAAUCCAAUCCUUCCACUCUUGUCUACCAUUACAAGAAGCCGCGAGAGGGUAGAGUCCUAACUAUAAGAGGAAGAAAAAGAGUGAAAAUAGCUACAGAGAAACAUCCACAAUACCUCGUAAGUCUGAGAAAUUUUCAUACAUUGAAGUCGAAAGAGAAGAUGAAGACGAAGAUGAUGCUUGUAGUCAUGUUCUUGGUAAUUCUAGCUUCGACAAGUCAUAUAUUUGCAGGUUACGAGGAGUGUUUCGAUUAUUGCACGACUCAUUGUAAGCAGAGGGAUUAUGAGGAUUGUCUUAUUUAUUGUUAUAAGAAGUGUCAUCAGGGAGUUAACAAACCCGCAGAGAAUCCAAAAAUUGAGAGUAGUAAUAAUACCACUUCUGAAUUGGUUAAAUAGUUCUUUUCCGCUCACCUAUAUAUGUUGUCCUAGUGCCUAUGUUUGAUCUGUCAUUGUGCAACGAACUAUCAAUAAAGGGUCUCUACUUGUUUCUUGAGAUCAUCUUCACCCUUAUUCUUUAUGUUUCACCUUAUUGUUCACUACUCCAUUGAUAUAUUUAACAACGUAUAAACCAAAUUAAAAAUGCAACAAAUAUUUGAUCCUUUUUUUUUUAUCAAGUCGUCCUGUAAAGAAUAAUGUCAAUUCCAUAUCAUCAUCUAAUGGAUAGAAAGACCUUUUAUUUUUAUUAUUGAUCGGUUGCAGCUGGAUUAUGUAACCUCAUCUUCGGAUUGAUUAAGUUCUCAAGAUUCCGAUAAAAAAAAAAGGAACAGGGAAUGCAAAUUUGUUUACAGAUCCGGUAAUCGGUAGAAGAGCCUUUGAAAUAAUUAAAAAUUACGAAAUGCCCAAGUUUCAUUUUGCAACCUAACUAAAAUUGUAUAUUAACUACAAACGUACAAAUGAUAAGUAUAAACAAUAUCCGCAUUAAUUAUUAAUUAAAUCUUUCCACCCUUCAAGUCAAAACUGUUCACAUUAAUUCCUUACAAAUUAUAGGGGAGGGGUUACGGUACUAAUUGUACAAUAGUUAGCACCGUCCUAACCAAGGGAAAAACUACUACUAGUUUGAAUUAGUAGUGAUUUAGCUUAGAUGUUGUAUUGAUUUUAUAAUAAUCCGUAGUGAUUUUUGCUAGUUAUCACGGUGCUAACCCUUAUAGGGGUUAGCACCUAAUCCCAUCCCAAAUUAUAGGAAAUAGAUUUUCUCAGCCUCCUGUAUAUGAGAAGGGAAGAGCUCUAUGCAGCCAUACAUCACACUCUGGUGAAAGAAGAGAAAUCAAGAUUGGUAGAGGUUUUUUGUUGAAGAAAAAUGAAGAUGAUGAUUGGAGUGGUGAUUGUAAUGCUAGUAAUUUCGAGCUCGAUGAAUCAACGAGUUUCGGGAGGUUAUGUGUGUUGUUUAAAGGCUUGCAUGAAAGGCAUCUGCAAACAUACUUAUCCUAUUUGUCUUGAUAGGUGCUCUACACUGUGUCAUCAUAGUGGUCAUUCAAAUUGCGAGCAACAACAGGAAGAAAAAGUUUGAGCAAUUCAUACCUAUUUAAAGCCCGAUCCAUAGUUUCUCGUCUUCAUGUUUUUGACGGAAACCAAACUUUCAAUAUCGCGUCCUUGGAAUCAAUAAGUUCAAUAAUGCGAACUUCCGAGAUCAAGCAUAUUUCUUUUGUUAUUGUUUCUUAAACUGGAAGGGCGGCUUUUCGAGAUCAAGUAUACAUUCAAAGUAACAUAAUUUUUAUGUUAAUAUAUCUUAUGACGGGGUGUAUCUUUUUCAAUUGGUAGUAUUUUUUUAUGACAUGAUGUAUCUUAUUAUGGUUCAAUUGUACAUUCCCUUUGGUACCCUUUAGAGAUGACAAUCGCACACAACAAAUUAAAUUAUGAUCUAUUCCAUUGACCAAAUUCGAAAACCUUUGAGAAAUUAGAAUUGGGUUCAACCUCGAUCACCACCAGUCCACCACAUUGUCCCCGCAAGUACUAGUUUUGUAAGCAAUAACGAUGAUGGUUCGAAUCACGGCAAGAACUACCAUCACCACCGCCUCCGUUUGUUCUGGUUAUGUUUUUUUCUUCUUUUAAUUACAGAUAUAACUACCAUAAAGUCAUAAACACAUAAAAGACACACGUCAUUUCAUAGAGGGAUCCGCGACAAUAAAUUUUUAGGAUUUUGCCAAACAGAAAAGAAGUAAAAAAAUAUCCAACAUUAACUAUUGAAUCUUUUUAUAUGGAAAUUGCUCAUUCUAUUUCCUUGUAAAUAGAAGAAAAUCCAAUUCUUCCACUCUUGAGUCUUGUCUACCAUUACAAGAAGCCACGAGAGAGUAGAGUCCUAAUUAUAAGAGGAACAAAAAGAGUGAAAAUAGCUACAGAGAAACAUCCACAAUACCUCUCAUAAGUCUGAGAAAUUUUCAUACAUCGAAGUCUGGAAGAGAAGAUGAAGACCAAGAUGAUGCUUGUAGUCAUGUUGUUGGUAAUCCUAGCUUCGACAAGCCAGACAUUUGCAGGUUACGAGGAGUGUUUCGAUUAUUGCACGACCCAUUGUAAGCAGAGGAAUUAUGAGGAUUGUCUUAUCUAUUGUUAUAAGAAGUGUCAUAAUCAAGAAGCUAACAAACCUGCAGAAAAUCCAAAAACUGAGAGUAGUAGUAAUAAUACCAAUUCUAAAUUGGUUCAAUAGUUCUUUCCCGCUCACCUCUGUUGUCACAGUGCCUAUGUUUCAUCGUCAUUGUGUACUGAACUAUCAAUAAAGGGUCUCUAGUUUCUUGAGAUCAUCUUCACCAUUAUUCUUUUAUGUUUCACAGCUCCAUAUAAAUAUAUAUGUUUAACAUCUUAGAAACCAAAUUAAAAAUGCAAGAAUACACACAAGGAAUGCAAAUCCGCUUUGACAAAAAGGCAGCUAAUUAAUACCAUUUUACCAC